AGCCGAGGCAGGCUGUGUGUGAAUGGGGGAGACGCGCCGCGCACAUCGUCCCUCUCUGGAUUAUUGUUCCUCUCUUUAACGCAUGACAUUUGUACCUGUGCGGACCCUCACCUCCCUCACCUCCGCCCCCCCCCCGCUCCUCACUGAGGAGGAGAAGAAAGGCAGCGGCGGCAGAGCGCGUGGGACCGUGGAUUUAAAUAACUGAUUGGACUUUCUGCGCGUGCCCGUGCAGCCAUGCUCCAUUGAAGCUGACUCUUCAUCAGACCUGCAGUCAGCUCUUCUCUCCUCCUCCUCCUCCUCCCCUCCCCUCCUCUCCUCCUCCAUCCCUCCAUCCUCCCCUCUUCCUCCUCCUCCUCUCUCUUUCCACCAUGCUCCUCUUCCUCCUCCUCUCCCUCCUCCUCCUGUCCUCCCCCCUCCUCUCCGCCCCGGCUGUUCCUCCCCCUCCCUCCGCGGCGGCGGCCAGGGUGGUGUACCGGGCGUUCGACACCUCCCUCACCCACCUGACGGUCCACCGGAGGACGGGGGAGGUUUACGUCGGCGCCGUGAACCGCGUGCUGAAGCUGUCGGCCAAUCUGACGGAGCUCCGGAGUCACAUGACCGGACCGGUGGAGGACAACGCCAAGUGUUACCCCCCGCCCAGCGUCAGGGCCUGCGCCCACCGGCUGGAGUCUUCAGACAACGUGAACAAGCUCUUACUGGUGGAUUAUACUGGGAACCGGCUGGUGGCGUGCGGGUCGAUCUGGCAGGGCGUCUGUCAGUUCCUCCGACUGGACGAUCUGUUCAAACUGGGAGAGCCGCAUCACCGCAAAGAGCACUACCUGUCUGGAGCCAGAGAGGCUGAUGGGAUGGCAGGCGUCGUCGUUGGUGAGGACGACUGGACGGCCGAUCCGAAGAGGAAGAAGCCGUUGAAGGGCGGCAGCCGCCUGUUCAUCGGCGCCGCCAUCGACGGAAAGUCUGAGUAUUUCCCCACGCUGUCCAGCAGGAAGCUGGUGGCGGACGAGGAGAGCGUCAACAUGUUCUCGCUGGUCUACCAGGACGAGUUUGUCUCCUCACAGAUCAAGAUCCCGUCGGACACGCUGUCGCUCUACCCGGCCUUCGACAUCUACUACGUCUACGGCUUCUCCAGCCGCACAUACGUCUACUUCCUGACUCUGCAGCUGGACACGCAGCUGACGCAGAUGGACGCCGGCGGAGAGAAGUUCUUCACCUCCAAGAUCGUCAGGAUGUGCUCCAACGACACCGAGUUCUACUCCUACGUGGAGUUUCCUCUGGGCUGCACCAAAGACGGCGUCGAGUACCGACUCGUGCAGGCCGCCUACAAACAGAAACCGGGACGCCGGCUGGCGCAGGCGCUCGGCCUGUCCGAGGACGACGACGUCCUCUUCGUCGUCUUCUCACAGGGUCAGAAGAAUCGCUCUAACCCUCCCAGAGAGACUGUCCUCUGUCUGUUCACCCUCCACGACAUCAACCUCGUCAUGAGAGAGAGGAUCCGCUCAUGUUACCGCGGCGAGGGACGACUCUCGUUACCGUGGUUACUCAACAAAGAGCUGCCCUGCAUCCACACGCCGAAGCAGAUCGGAGACGAUUUCUGCGGCCUGGUGUUGAACCAGCCGCUGGGAGGCCUGAGGGUCAUCGAGGGAAACCCGCUGUACGAGGACCGCACCGAGGGCAUGGGCGCCGUCGCCGCGUACACCUACGGAGAGCACACGGUGGUGUUUGUGGGAACCCGGAGCGGACAGCUGAAGAAGAUCCGCGUGGAUGGGAUCCCUCCGCCGGCCCAGAAUGCAUUGCUGUAUGAGACGGUGACAGUGGUGGAAGGGAAGCCGAUCCUGAGAGACAUGGUGUUCAGUCCAGACCAUCAGUACAUCUACCUGCUGAGUGACAGACAGGUGAGCAGACUGCCAGUGGAGAGCUGUGAGCAGUACAGCAGCUGCUCCGACUGUCUGGGAUCAGGAGACCCUCACUGCGGGUGGUGUGUCCUCUUCAACAAGUGUUCCAGACAGGAAGCAUGUGACAAAUGGGAGGAGCCUCAGCACUUCAACACCCGGCUGGACCAAUGUGUCAACAUCUCUGUAUCCCCUAGCGACAUGUCAGUCACCUCCCCGGCAACCCAGUUAACCAUCCAAGUGCAGAACGUCCCGGCGUUGUCGGGGGGCGUGUCCUGUGUGUUUGAGGACCUGAGUGAAACCCCCGGAGAGGUUCUGGCUAAAGGUCAGGUGAUGUGUAUGUCACCGUCACUGAGAGAGCUGCCGACACACACACACUCCUACGGAGAGAAACGUGUCGUUCAGCUCAGCCUUCGAUCCACUGAGACCGGACACCACUUCAUCACCACCAGCUUCAUCUACUACAACUGCUCUGUGCUCAACUCGUGUACUUCCUGUGUCAGCAGUGAGUUUCCGUGUCAUUGGUGUAAAUAUCGUCACAUCUGCACCAACAACCUGCAGGACUGCUCUUUCCAGGAGGGCCGAGUCAGCAGCAUGGAGGGUUGUCCUCAGAUCCUCCCCACCUCUGACAUCCUGGUCCCGGCCGGGAUGGUUCGUCCAAUCACGUUGCGAGCUCGCAACCUCCCCCAACCUCAGUCGGGUCAGAAGAACUACGAGUGCGUGUUUAACAUCCAGGGGAAAGUUCAACGCAUACCUGCGGUCCGCUUCAACUCCUCCUGCAUCCAGUGCCAGAACACCUCGUAUUGGUAUGAGGGGGACGAGGCCGGCGAUCUCCCGGUGGAUUUCUCGAUCGUCUGGGAUGGAGAUUUCUUCAUCGACAAGCCUGCAACUAUGAAAGCGUUGCUCUAUAAGUGCGAGGCUCAGCGCUCCAGCUGCGGCCAGUGCCUCAAAGCGCCCGCCGCCUUCGAGUGCGGAUGGUGCACCGAAACCAGGAAGUGUCUCCUGCGCCAACACUGCCCGUCUCCCGAACAGAACUGGAUGCACCACGGCCGGCACAACCUGCGCUGCAGCCACCCGCGCAUCAGCAAGAUUGACCCUCUGACUGGCCCUCGGGAGGGGGGGACACGGGUGACGAUCGAGGGGGAGAACCUGGGUCUGCAGGUGAAGGAGAUCGCUCACGUCCAGGUGGCAGGAGUCCGCUGUAACCCCGUCCCCUCGCAGUACAUCAGCGCCGAGAGGAUCGUGUGCGACAUGGCCGAGGCCCUCCUCCCUCACUCUCCCGGCGGUCCCGUUGAGCUCUGCAUCGGCGUCUGCAGCGCCGAGUAUCGGACGCUGUCCACCCAGACGUACUCCUUCGUGAGCCCCAGUUUCAGUCGUGUCCUCCCAGAGAAGGGACCUGUUUCUGGGGGAACCAGACUGACGGUGACGGGUCGACAUCUGGACGCCGGCAGCAGUGUCACCGUUUACAUCGACAAGGAGGAGUGUCUGUUUGUGAAACGCACCAAUCGGGAAAUAAUCUGCAUAACUCCCGCCUCUGUGUCGGGCUCUGGCCCCGCCCCCAUCCGGCUGAUGAUUGACAGGGCCGAGGUGACGAGCUCUGACACCAAAUACAUCUACACCGAGGACCCGACCAUCACCAGCAUCGAGCCAAACUGGACCAUCCUCAAUGGCAGUACAGUGAUCACAGUGACGGGAACCAACCUGUUGACCAUCCAGGAGCCCAAAGUCAGAGCCAAGUACGGAGGAGUGGAAACCAACAAUUUCUGCACUGUAGUUAACGACAGUACGAUGACGUGUUUGGCUCCUGGUUUGGUCUACAGUAAACCAAACCCACCAGAGGGGGCGCUGCGCCCUGAUGAGUUUGGCUUCAUCUUUGACCAGGUCUCCUCUCUGCUGGUCCUCAACUCCACCCCCUUCACACACUACCCCAACCCGACCUUUGACGCCCUGGGGAAUUCUGGGAUCCUGGAGGUCAAACCAGGGUCACCCAUCAUCCUCAAGGGUAAGAACCUGAUCCCUCCGGCUCCCGGGAACAACCGUCUGAACUACACGGUCCUGAUCGGAGAGUCUCCCUGCCUGCUGACCGUGUCAGAGAACCAGCUGCUCUGUGAUUCGCCAGAUCUCACCGGAGAACAGCGAGUCCUGAUCCUCGUUGGUGGUCUGGAGUACUCCCCGGGUACGCUCCAUAUCUACUCCGACAGCGCCCUGACGCUGCCCGCCAUCAUCGGUAUCGGAGCGGGUGGAGGCGUGCUACUCAUAGCGAUCAUCGCCGUGCUCAUCGCCUACAAGAGGAAGACUCGCGAUGCCGACCGGACGCUGAAGCGCCUCCAGCUGCAGAUGGACAACCUGGAGAGCCGGGUGGCGCUAGAGUGCAAGGAGGCCUUUGCAGAGCUGCAGACGGACAUCCAGGAGCUGACCAACGACAUGGACGGAGUGAAGAUUCCCUUCCUGGAGUAUCGGACCUACACCAUGAGAGUCAUGUUCCCUGGAAUAGAAGAGCACCCCGUCCUCAAAGAGCUGGACUCUCCAGCCAACGUAGAGAAAGCUCUGCGUCUCUUCAGCCAGUUACUGAACAACAAGAUGUUCCUGCUGACCUUCAUCCACACGCUGGAGGCUCAGAGGUCGUUCUCCAUGAGAGACCGGGGCAACGUCGCCUCGCUGCUCAUGGCUGCUCUGCAGGGUCGUAUGGAAUAUGCUACAGUGGUGUUAAAGCAGCUGCUGGCCGACCUGAUCGAGAAGAACCUGGAGAACAGAAACCAUCCCAAACUGCUGCUGAGGAGGACGGAGUCUGUAGCUGAGAAGAUGCUGACAAACUGGUUCACCUUCCUGCUGCAUCGAUUCCUCAAGGAGUGUGCAGGUGAGCCUCUCUUCAUGCUGUACUGUGCCAUAAAGCAGCAGAUGGAGAAAGGGCCGAUCGACGCCAUCACCGGAGAGGCUCGCUACUCUCUGAGUGAAGACAAACUCAUCAGACAGCAGAUCGACUACAAACAGCUGACUCUGAUGUGUAUCCCCCCGGAGGGCGAGGCGGGGACGGAGGUGCCGGUGAAGGUGCUGAACUGUGACACGGUGACUCAGGUCAAAGACAAACUGCUGGAUGCCGUUUAUAAAGGAAUCCCGUUCUCUCAGAGACCUCAGGCCGACGACAUGGACCUCGAGUGGCGUCAGGGUCGACUGACCAGGAUCAUCCUGCAGGAUGAAGACGUGACCACCAAGAUAGAGAGCGACUGGAAGAGACUGAACACACUGGCUCACUACCAGGUAACAGACGGCUCCCUGGUGGCGCUGGUCCAGAAGCAGGUUUCCGCCUACAACAUUGCCAACUCCUUCACCUUCACCAGAUCGCUGAGCAGAUACGAGUCGUUACUUCGAACAUCCAGCAGUCCUGACAGUCUGAGAUCCAGAGCUCCGAUGAUCACCCCGGACCAGGAGACAGGGACUAAACUGUGGCACCUGGUGAAGAAUCACGAGCACAGUGAUCAGAGAGAAGGAGACCGAGGCAGCAAGAUGGUUUCUGAGAUCUACCUGACCAGACUGCUGGCAACCAAGGGGACGCUGCAAAAGUUUGUGGACGACCUGUUUGAGACAGUGUUUAGCACCGCCCACCGAGGCUCUGCUCUCCCAUUGGCUAUCAAAUACAUGUUCGACUUCCUGGAUGAGCAAGCCGACAAACGACAGAUCAGCGACCCGGAUGUCCGACACACCUGGAAGAGCAACUGCCUUCCUCUCAGGUUCUGGGUGAACGUCAUAAAGAAUCCUCAGUUUGUGUUUGACAUCCAUAAGAGCAGCAUCACCGACGCGUGUCUGUCGGUCGUCGCUCAGACCUUCAUGGACUCUUGCUCGACGUCCGAACACCGGCUCGGCAAAGACUCUCCGUCCAACAAGCUGCUCUAUGCUAAAGACAUCCCCAACUACAAGAGCUGGGUGGAGAGGUACUACAGGGAUAUUGCCAAGAUGCCCAGCAUCAGUGAUCAGGACAUGGACGCCUACCUGGUGGAACAGUCCCGUCUCCAUGGCAACGAGUUUAACACACUGAGUGCGCUCAGUGAGCUCUACUUCUACAUCAACAAGUACAAGGAAGAGAUCCUGACGGCAUUGGACCGGGAUGGGUACUGUCGCAAACACAAACUGAGGCACAAACUGGAGCAAGCCAUCAACCUGAUGUCUGGGAGCAGCUGAGAGGAGGCGAAGGACGAAUGGACUGAUGGACCGAUGGAUGGAUGGGGGGAUGGGAAAGAAGAAUGGGGGAUGGGGAAUUGAGGGCAUUUUGUUUUUCUGAACUGUUUUAACAGUCAGCUGAACUGCUCAGUGUUGGACCGAACUGACAGCCACAGCUCCGGCCCUUUAGGAAUCAAUCUAUCAGCAAUUUAUUUGUCGAUUGAUCGAUUGAUUUGAAGACUGAUUAACUGGCUGGCUGAGGCCCCAACUACCUCCGUUCGGUUGGUUUUUUGGGGUGGAAAAUCAGUUUCCAAACCGAUUUGGAUACAUUUACGACAUGAAUUCAACAUGUUAUUGCAAAUAAACUAACCUUCUAGAUGCAUCUGUCGGUUUGGAUUUGGAUUUAAAUUCACUGCAGGUGUAAGCAGGGAUCCAAGUAAAGGGGGCGUGGCUGUGGAAAGACCUGAAAACUAGGCUAAAGACUGCGUCAGGUUUCACCAAACAAUGGAUAUGGCGUGAGGACUGAUCGACCUGACUUCAGGAUUUGCAGCCUGGUACAGAUGCUGGGUUGAAGAGCAAAAGGUCAAGUCAAGUUUCCGUCAAAGCUAUGGACUUCACCGUGAAAGGCUUGUUCUGGUCUGAAGGAUCAAGAAACUAAGCUGUGUGUCCGAAAGUCACAGUGAAAUUGCAGCAGACUUGACCUUACCUAAAGAGCCUCAUUGUAGUCUGGACAAAUCCUGGCUGAAAAUCAAAAGGUCAAGUAGAGGCUCAAUGCAGAAAUUUGAAGCCUCUUUACUGAUGUCUUUAUUUUGGCCCCGUUUAUCCUCACCCUGAGUCCUUCGCCUUGUUUGGAAGGAUCCUGAUUAAGACGUUCAGGUCAAGCUUUAAGGAAGGAAGUGUCACAGUCCAUCUUGAACUCGUUUGCGAAGGAUUCAGGAGGUUGUUUCAAGCUUUAAUGAAGGAGAAGGAAGCAAAUAAAUUGAUGUCCCAAAAACUGAUGGCUUGGCCUGACCAUGAAAUCACUGCUUUGUCUCGAAAGGAAUCCAGGUGGAAAAUACGGGCACUGAAUGAGCUGAGACAAUUUGACUUGACCUUGGACUGUUCAGCUUCAGCCUCGUCAGGAUCUAGAAGUUUCUAAGUUGCUGUUUUAAAUAACCACUCAAUGUUUUUUCUCUGGACAAUCACUCUGUACCACAGCACACUGAGCCCGAUGCCUACUGACCGACCAGUACCUGUGUCCAUAAACCCGUCCUCUCCUCCCGCCAUCUUCUUUUCCUUUCCUUCCCUCCUCAACUUCUCCAACUUUGCUUAACCCAUUUCCUAAUUUUGUCUAUCUUCCCCUCUUUCCAUCCAUUUCCUCUUUCACCCCACUUUUAUUCUUCCCUCCCCCCCGACCCUGCUCCGUCAUUGGUCAGUCAUGCUGGCCUCUGGUCACCCUACUGGCCAGGAAGACUCUUUAGUAAUUUACUGCCCGACCAAUCAAGACUGUGGAAUUCACCGGAAUCGUGAAUAAUUAAACAGAAAUGAAUCCAGAAUUACAUUUUGAAUACAUUCCAGCACAGGCACACCGGCAAGGUCUGUAAAUAAGCAGGUUGACUUGCUAUAUUUUCAGAAGCGACGAACUUCUGAAAGUGGACUGACUGGCAAUUUCAGGACCAGAACAACCUGGAAAAUGGGGUUCUGGAUUCAGCACCAGUCGGUAAACUUUGAUGCUGGUUGGUGCAGAUCACUUUAUCGUCAGACCUUGCACAUACGCCCACAUACAGCCAUGCUUUACAGCGCCAUGCUAACCGUGCCCAGGGGGAAAUACUGUGCAGAGCUACAAGCCCAGUGCCAUGUAAAGACCGGACCGGAUCACGUCAGAACUGGACCGGACUUGGACCAAACCCGGAUAAAAAACAACCUGGAAUGGGGUUUUAACCGGACUGUACUCAAGAACUUUUAAGACUUGUGGCCAUAAUUGUAAACAACAAAAAAAGAAAGAUGAUAAUAAUAAUAAUGAUAAAGUAUAAAAAAGAAUACAAAAAGAAAGGAAAAAAAAGAAAUAUUGAAAUGUUAACAUGUAAUAAGAACUUUGUGGAUUUGACAGUAUGGAUUUUAAGGAGCUGAACUUGUAUAAAGCUGAACAUUAUGCUACAUCAGAGUCUGGAGGAAGAGAGAGAGAGCCAGGAGACUGAGACCGAAACAACCCCAUCCUCACACCACCGGACUAAACCGGAUCGAACUGGAGUUAACCGGACUGUUUGGAACCUGAACUGAAUCUCAGCUCUGUGUGUCGAAGAUGGAAUACAAACAUUUUUUGGUACUUUUUUUUGCCAAACUGGAUGUUUGUUUGAAGUGAACAGGAGGGUAUCAGACGGAGGGGUGGACUGGAGGUUUGGGUGGUGUUUGGAGGGGUUAAAUUGUUGCAUGUGUAGCUUCUGGUGGAGUCUUUGUUUUGAUGAGCUCUUGUUGCGCUCUUGUACAUCCUAAAGAAGAAUGAGGGUGCUUUCACACUGCCAGCUCAGUCUACAACCUUCAAAUUAUACUUCAGUCCACCUGGAUGGUCCAAGACAAGCAGCAACCCUCUUGACGCUGGUAAACAGAACAGACAGAGUUCGAACCAAAACUGAACGCAGUGUGAAACGCUCUCAUUCUCUGUAUGAAAUGUAGGAUGAAGGACUUUCUAACAAGGCAACGCUGCACCCCCUCAUCCCCUCAUACACCUCUUUCUUUCUGUGGUUGAACAUUUUCACUUUGCACAGCUGGAUUGUUCAAAAAGUCCAUUUUAGGUCCAACGUUUGUCAAAAUUAUAGUUCACUGAUGAUACUUGACCUUUUGAAUCCACACUGCCGGCACCAGUGACUUAAAUCAGAUUUUUUUUUGCUCAUAUGUGACUCAGAUCUGACAGCGUGAUCAACACAGACCACAUGAUCUGAUCUUUUCAGAUUUCAGAUGAUGAAUGGGGCCACUUUCAUAUGUUGUCCAAAUCAUAUAAAGGUCUGAAUUUUUGUAGUGUGACCAGUGCCUGAAUUGGGCCGGUACUUACCAGUACUGAGCACUUCUUAUUGGGUAAUGCCAACUGUGGUGAGCAUGGCCGUACCCACUACUGAGGUUUCCAUAAGGUAUAAAAUAAAAUAAAAGUCAUGAAAUAUUUGCCUAAAUUACCUUGAUGCCUCCAAUCCAGCUCUAGCAAGUUCAGUGUUUGAAUCUCAGUAUUUCUAAAAUACUGCGUACAGCAGUGCUGGUGAGGUAAUCCUAAACAUCCACCUAACUGCAUCUCUGUGUAAACACACAGCGUAACGCUUAGAAAACACUGAAAAUGUCCUGUAAUUGUAUUGGUACCUUUUUUGGUCCAAUCCAGGCACCGCAUGCAACCUCAGUGUGACUUUUACGUCACUUUUGAUCUACAUUCGUCAUGCAUGUAACCUGUUCAUUAUGAAAUAAUCAGAUCUGAGCAAUAAAUCAGAAUUGAGUGCUAAUGCUUGCAAUGUGAACGAAGCCAAAAACCUUCUGCAAGCAAAAUUCUUCUUGCAAAUUACUUAAUUUCAACGUCCACAAUCAGCAUCAGUUUACCCAUCUGUACGUAUUUCCACUUCUGUUUGUAGUUUUUUGACAUAUGACCGCUGCAGAAAAUGGAAACCAUGUCGCGUUGAUGUGUUUAAAAGCACCAUCAGGUCUUUGAGACUGUGCAUGCAGGCAGGUGUGUUGAGUGAAAACGUUCCACCACAGCUGAAGCGUGUCUCUUUUGGCUCUCUGCGAUGCCAUAAAGCUACAAAGCACCUUUUUUUUAUUGCUGUUGUUUCACUGUCGUUUGAAUCUUUGGGGCCAAAAGGACUCGAGUGAGGAGGAAGAGUAGGAGGAGGAGGAAGGGUCCUGAUAAAAGACUGCCUUUUAGAUGAUUAAUUAUAGAACAGGGAGGGAAGCCACUACCAUACCAAUACCACUGUUCAUCCAACCUGUGUGUGUGUGUGUGUGUGUGUGUGUGUGUGUGUGUGUGUGUGUGUGUGUGUGUGUGUUGUGUACUGCCGCAGUGGAAACUCAACCAUUAAAUCACUGAUCGUAUCUGCAGCUCAAUUAAAAAUCUUUCUCUUUACAGUCGCGCCAUGUAAAUCAGCAGAUUGCUAUCUUCAGUACUUUUGAAAUCUCUGAUCAGAUGUUUUUUUUCUUUAGAGAUAAAAAUCUCAGAUUGGCCUUUAAACUCAAAGUCAUCGAUAAGCCAUAAAUCGAUGAUAAAGUAAAACUGAGCGUCAUUAGAUGUGUCCUCGUCGCCAUUUUGAUCACAAUUUACCUCGUUGUUGGCGAGAUGGGAGUUAAGAGGAGGAGAGGAGUUUCUGUCAGCAUGCUGAAGGGUGAGGAGGGGGAGGAGAAUGUGAAGGAAGGGAAAGGGAUGAUGCAUAGACAAUGUAGAGGAGAAGGAAACGCCCGCUGCAUGCUGAAAAGUGAGGAAGAGGAGAAAUUACUAUUCGAUUGCAGAGGAGGAGGAGAGAGGAGGUUCUAUCAGGCAAAAAGGUUAAGAGGAGGAGGAGAAACCCUCCUGAUGUUCUGCCAACGCAGAGGAGAAAUAAAGAGUAGAACACACGAGGAUCAGGAUGAAAGAGGAGGUCAGAGUCUCUUUUUGCAUGCUAACGUGAGAGGGAGGAGGAGGAGGAGGAGGGAUGGAAGGAGACGCUGCUGGAAUACUGAGAGCAGGAGUGAGGGAGGAGAGAGAGAGAAUACUGAUCAGGGAGUAAAAGACGGAGGCAACGUCAUCCAUCAAACCAGCUGAGGAAGGAAAGGUCUGUGAGAGGAGGGAGAAGAAACACUCCCAGUGCAGAGAGCUGAGGAGAAAAUGGCCAAAUCCAAGAUCCAGGACUGUUACUUGUCCCGGUCCUGGAUGACCAUCAGGUUCAGGCGUCUAACAACACGUUAUGUAACAAACAGCAUGAACACAAUAUGUAGUAAAUUAUUAUAAAACGAAUGUUACAGAAUGCAGGAGUUGGACUUUUUAUGAUGAGAAUGUAAUAAUAUGCUUCAUUAUGUAAUAACUAACUAAACAUAAUGUUGACAACUUAAUUAAACUUCCCAAAUGUUAAAUUAGACUCCUAUGAUGGAGUUAUAGUUUAAAUAUUAAAUAUUUCUAGCUGGUUCGACUGCAGCAGUGGUCUGUUGAGAUGCUUCCCCUUAAAAACUGCAUCAGAAAGUUCCACACAUUGUCACAGCCGCCACAACCCGUAAUCACUGAUUACAGGAUGAGGAGAAUUUAUUCCAUAUUCCAAUAAACAGCCUGAACACAAUAUGAGGCAGAUGUUUAGAGAAAGCGUUGUUGUUAUAUAAUGAAUCAGACUUUCACUCAUUUUGGACCCUGUUUACACAACGGUUGUUGCGCUUUGGUUCACAAAAUUCACAAAUUUGCGUUAAUUGUUACAAUCGCAAAAAUCGCAACUUCCUGCAGGGACGGCUUUAUAGUAACACUCCCACUUUGCUGUCCGUCCAGACACAAUGAUCGGUUUUCAAGCAUUCAGCUCUUCCUGUCUACACUCACCGCGCUGUAGAGCUGUAAAGUCACAUCGCCACCUACUGGCCCGGCAUGCAUAUGUUUUUACAACGUGUUCACAUGAACGUGGAACUUUUUUAACAUGCAAUGGAAGCUAUCAUAUCGGCACUAGUAUCCACAAACAGCCCUGAGCUGUUUGUAUCUCUGCAGUUUAUCUUCAAGCCAUCAGUGUUGCAUAUUUUAAACUUUCUUUGAAAUGUUUUGGUUUCCUCUGACAUCCAAACCCGGACCGUCCAGGACUAAACCUCUAAUACAGUUUGAAUUUGGCCGAAAGAAAUCAAUGUUUGGAUGUUUUUCCACUGUGGUAGCAAACUGUGUGUGUGUGUGUGUGUGUGUGUGUGUGUGUGUGUGUGUGUGUGUGUGUGUGUUUUCAGUGUUGUUUCUCUACACACACAUUUUAACAUCGUAUCCAUCUGAACACACACACAGCUGGGAGGACGUAACAAAGACUGAAGAGGCCGGUGGGAGGACCGGUCUAAUUCCUGAAACAGCAGAUGAAAACAAACAGGGAUUGGACUGAUACCUCGUUUAACUGCUUACACACACACACACCUGCACACACACACACACACACACACACACACACACACACACACUACACACACACACACGGACGGCUCAGAGUUUUUAACGCUCUCCGGCGGUGAGAUAUUUAUUGAUUCUUUUCUUUUUUCUUUUAAUUUAUUUUUAUGAGUUAAUAUUUAUUGAGGGAGGAUGUACACGAUUUUAUUAGUUUGUACAGCGUUAAAGAGAAAGAACGUCGUACUUUUACUCUAAAAACACAUUUUAACACAUAAUAACACAUCUGUGUGCAGGCUGGGAAACGACCGCCGUCAUUUUAAAUUAAAAAGGUUUUUUUAUUCUGAUCCCUUGGAUGAGUGAAACCUUUCAACUGCAGCCACAUUAAAGUCUGUAGUGAAGCUGUAAUCUCAGAAAACUUAUUAUAAAAGGUGGAAGAGUGGAGUUGAGGUCAUUUCCCAUCCUGUCCAUGUUCAAAUCCAUCGGCCUGUCCGAUAACUGAGGCAGACGGAUCGAUCUAUUUGAUUAGAAUCAUCCAUCACACCCACCUCACGCACACAGCGAACAGUCAGAGGAGUCAACUUCGACUCUUAAUCCAGACGAUGUUUCCAGGAGUUAAUAAGCAGAGAGGGGAGCAGGGACAGAAAACAGCAGGCAAACAGGGUCUCCCAUUGAAAAUCAGUGGGGCAGGAACUAAUCUCCUAUUGGAAUAAAACUGAACUCUUCUGAUCCCUCAGUGGAAAUACAUGGAAGUUGAUUUUAUGUGAACCUAGCAACCAAACAAAUGGGAUCCAUUGAUUGGAGCUGAUCUCCCACUGGUUUAAAACGCCAUUUUUUUUGAGUCUCUGAUAUAAAACCAAUGGUAACCAAUGGUAACCGAUCCAUUUAUAAUCAAUGGGAGUUUGAGAAGCAGGUCAUAGUGCUCUCUGACUGGAAGUCAAUCAACAUCCCAUUGAUUUUAGAAUCCAUGUCCUACCAAAGGGAAACAGUCAAAAUUUGAUUUUCUUUUAAAAUCUCCCAUUGAAAAUAAAUGGAGGCUGAUUUUAUGUGAUCCUGGCGAUCAAAAUACUAAAUGAUAAAAGAUUUUUAGGAAACUCACAUUUCAAGUCACCGGACCCAUUUAUUUCAGCCCCACUGAUCUCCCAUUUGAAACCAUGGUAACCAAUGAUCAAUACGACGAAUAACACAAAUAAUAACUUAAAGUUUAUACCGAUGGGAGAUUAAAUCCAGUGGUAGUUCCAUGACUGCCCCUUCAGUGGGAGCCUCAGUAAUCAGAAGACUCUGCUCCUCCAUUGAUAAUCAAUCGAUUAAGAACCCCCUCCCCCAUUAAGCCCCUCCCACCCCUGCAGACUCCUGACGGUUGAUUGAGUCGAGCCGACAGCCAAUCCCAGCGGGCUUCAUUGUACCAUAGCAACAGCAAAUCACUGGACUCCCCACUGAGCUUGAACAGGGAGUCAGAUGUCUUUAUUGUACCAUAAUAUGAUUAUUAGUACUAUGAUUAUAAUUAUUAUAAUUCUGAGUCGGUGCUUCUCGGCUGCUGCGGGAUCAGAAACCACCAAAUAACUUCUUUAUCUGUAAGCACUUUUCUGAACAAAGUCUUGGAUUUAAAACACCAACAAACAAAAAGAUCUCGGCAAGUCGUUUCCCGUUUGGUCCCCGUUCGGGUCUCCGAGCCGCCGGUCGAGAAGCGCCGCUCACACUGGAUCUUGUGUCUUAGUUCAGGAUGGGAUUGUUCAUUCAGGCGGCGCUCCAGGUGUCGGAUCACGAGGCUUCAUUGUCGCUUUUGACGGGUCCGCUGUGAUGUCAUGUAGCCUGGUCGUCGCCCACAAACAAAAAGGUUAAACGACAUCAUUCAGGUUCCUCAAACCUCCAGCUUCCCUUAUAGUUUCAGCUGUUUGCAUCCAGUCCGACACGAACCCGAGAAACCGUCCUGAACCUGUUCAAACCACCAAGAUCUAAACAGUGGAUGGUAAACAGUCAAUGUAUGACAACCACAACGCUGAUGCAGGCCCAAAGGGGAAAUUACGCUAUUGAUUAUAGAUUACUGAUUGAAUCAACUAGAUAUAGAACAUAGAGUUUAUACACUGUUUAAUAAGGAAAUGUUACAGUUUAUAGAUUGAACACAUCAUUCACAUGUAAACACAUGUUCUGAUGCAACCGUUAAUUAUUGAAGUCUCGAACUUUGUCAACUACUGUCGAGCAAACGAUGACAUCACAGCGCUCCGAUCCUCCCAAUCCCGAACGACGCCUCGUGAUCCGCCUCCCGCUGCACCACAGCGCCGCUGUUCAUUCACGCUGCCUGGAAUAACUGUUGUUUUCACUGCAGACGCAGACACACACAUCGCCUUGAUGCAGUGCUUUCCAGGAUGUAGUCAGGGCCCAUUUUUUGAUACCAUUUGCCAUUGCCUUGUUUUUAUUUUUUUAUUUUCGCUGAGUUAAAAUGUAAUGAUGACGAUGAUGAUGAUGAUGAAUCUUCUUCAUGUAAUAGCCUGUGUCAGUUUUUAUACCAUUGCCAUUGCCUUCUGCUGAGUUUGUAUAUUUGUGUGAUUUCACUAAAGUGUAAUGGAAAAGUU
Molecule: messenger RNA, 14648 nt
Organism: Dicentrarchus labrax (European seabass)
Lineage: Eukaryota; Metazoa; Chordata; Actinopteri; Moronidae
Gene: plxna3
Product: plexin A3
Exons: 38
Coding region: 369-6062 (1897 amino acids)
Biological process (GO): semaphorin-plexin signaling pathway involved in axon guidance; positive regulation of axonogenesis; negative regulation of cell adhesion
Cellular component (GO): semaphorin receptor complex
Molecular function (GO): semaphorin receptor activity; protein binding
Source: RefSeq, a predicted model, not a curated record